GUAAGGAGAAAUCAGGGAACUUAGAGUACGUGUGUGGUGGGGAGGUGGGGAAGGGCAGGAACAGAGAGGUCCGCUGAGAGAUCUGCUAGUCUGACCUUGCAUCAGACAGAGCUCGCUCUGCAUCAGUUUCUCCCAAAGAUUCCGCUGCACCCAGAGGCGAUUUCUUUGCAAGGAAGGAAGCCGCUUAAUUUGUCUCUUUUCGGCCACCCACAGCUGCCAAGAUUCUGGGCCCAAGCCGGUGAUCAGUCCAGGGAAAUCCGGGAAUGUUGCAAGCUGCUCGCCCCUUCCUUCCUGGCUCUGCUGUACUGUCACCUCUCUACUUCUCUGCUUUGGAGGAGGCUGGGGGAGGGGGGAGACUUGUGUGGCCUGAGGCGAUCCCAGCUCCCACAUAAGGAGCUCCGGCCGCCACUACUUGGCCCUGGCACCCCAGCAUCUCCGGAGUGCCAGCAGCAUGGGCUCCGACGCGGUCCCUAUGGGCUCCGGCGCGGUCCCUUGGCUGGAGAGUCACUGGGCUCUGUCCUUGGUCUUGACGUUCACCCUCGCACCACUAUUGCUGCUGGUCUUCAAGCUCUACCUCCGGCGCCAGGGACUGCUGCAAGUCAUGCGCCCCUUCCCGGGACCUCCGACACACUGGCUCUAUGGACACACAAGUGAGUAUCCUGUGGAAGCAGAACUAGAGGCGUUUAAGGUGCUGCCCCAAAAAUACCCUAGUGCUCUUCCUUUCUGGAUUGGGCCCUUUCAUGCAAAUUUGCAUAUCUAUGACCCAGAAUAUGCAAGGAUUUUCCUGAAUCGACAAGAUCCAAAAACCCAGGUGGGCUACAGAUUUGCAAUUCCCUGGCUUGGGCAAGGCCUGUUGAACAUAAAUGGCAAGCAGUGGCAAUACCACCGGCGCCUGGUGACCCCAGCCUUCCACUUGAACGUCCUGAAGGACUACGUCUAUCUAAUGAAGGAUUCAGUCUCCAUGAUGCUGGAUGAAUGGGAAAAACUCCGGACUGAGGACACUUCCAUGGACAUCUUUGAGCCUAUGUCUCUCAUGUCUUUCAACAAUAUCCUGAAAUGUGCCUUCAGUGUCCAGGAUUUCUACCAGGAAAAAAGCUUCUUGUACACCUACUUCAAGAAGGUGUACAGAACCGGAAAUCUCAUCUACAAUCGCUUGACCAACUACAUCUAUUACAGUGACUUCCUUUACAAGCUGAGCCCUGACUUCCAGGAGUUCCAGGAUCUCUGCCAAGAAUUAAAAAAGCACCCAGCCAAAGUCAUCCAAGAUAAGAAGGCAUCUCUCAAGAAUCCAGGGGAGCAGGACAGGGUUCAAAAGAAGAAGAAGUACCUGGAUUUCCUAGACAUUCUCUUCCAAGCCAGAGAUACAAAUGGAGGACACUUGACAGACGAGGAACUAUUGGAUGAGGUAAACACAUUUAUGUUUGCUGGCCAAGACACCGUGUCUUCUGGACUCUCCUGGACCUUCUACUGCCUGGCCAUGAACCCAGAAUACCAGAAGAAAUGUAGAGAGGAGAUCCAAGGUAUCCUGAAAGAUGGAGAUUCCAUAACCUGGGACCACUUGAGCCAAAUGCCCUACAGCACCCAGUGCAUCAAGGAGGCCCUCCGCCUGUACCCUCCUGCUGUCAGAAUAGCGAGGCAGCUCAGGGAACCCAUCACCUUCCCAGAUGGACGCUCUAUCCCUCAAGGUAUGAUAAUUAUCCUGAACAUCUGGGCUCUUCACCACAACCCGGCUGUCUGGGAAAACCCACAGGUCUUUGACCCUGAAAGGUUCUCCCCAGAGAAUAAUGAGAAGAGACAUUCAUUUGCUUUCGUGCCAUUUUCUGCUGGGACCAGGAACUGCAUUGGGCAGCAGUUUGCCAUGAUGCUAAUGAAGGUGGGCCUGGCCCUGACACUGCUCCGCUUUGAGCUGUUUCCAGAUCCUGAGAAGACCCCUAUCCCCACUCCCCAAAUCAUUCUUAGGCCUAAGAAUGGGAUUUAUCUGUAUAUAAAGCCCCUCCAGUAGCCCAGCUGGCCUGUGGUGGUGGAUAUCAUUAUCUUUAGCUAUAGCCAGUGAUGCAAACAGAGACAUGGAAAGGGGGGGGGGUUGAAGUUGGCAGAGGGUGUCAAUCUUUUUCUCUGUGGCAUUGGAGUGAAUUAUAUAAUGCUAGAUCAGGGCAGUGGCUAUGGGGCUGAGGGUUCUGGGGCUAUGCCUUCCUAAUUGUUUUCUUUCUCAGCCACUGUUAAUGAUGAUGAUCCAAAUGCUGGCAGUAAUAAACCAGGGCUAGGGGGUCCUUCAGUGCUAGAA
Molecule: messenger RNA, 2284 nt
Organism: Dromiciops gliroides (monito del monte)
Lineage: Eukaryota; Metazoa; Chordata; Mammalia; Microbiotheria; Microbiotheriidae
Product: taurochenodeoxycholic 6 alpha-hydroxylase-like
Exons: 12
Coding region: 452-2002 (516 amino acids)
Molecular function (GO): heme binding; iron ion binding; monooxygenase activity
Source: RefSeq, a predicted model, not a curated record